Strongylocentrotus purpuratus (purple sea urchin) is the source of this 2938-nucleotide messenger RNA. RefSeq lists its product as uncharacterized. NCBI's taxonomy places the organism in Eukaryota, Metazoa, Echinodermata, Echinoidea, Camarodonta, Strongylocentrotidae. Gene Ontology annotation, molecular function: protein dimerization activity. The record is from RefSeq and is a predicted model, not a curated record. The transcript is spliced from 2 exons. Bases 415 to 2862 code for a protein of 815 amino acids.
CCGAUCUUUUUUUUUUACCCGAUUUUUUUUCUUCCCCAAAUUUGUUUGUUCUGCUAUUUUUUUCCUCCAAAAAUAAAUAGUCUCUGAGAUCAACGUAAAUCCGGUUUAAAAUUAGUGAGGUGCCGUCUUCUCAUGACUUGUUUAUGAUGAUCUGCAAACUGUGCGUCGCAAAACCGCCCAAUUUAGGAAUCGCGCGCUAGCUCGACAGAAUGGGAAAAUACGUAUCUUCCAAUUAUGUGGCUAGAUGGCGCGCGCGCGAGAUAUAAUAAGCUUUUGUCUUUAGGCUGUACAUGUGCAUAAUAUCCAUGCAAUUGUUGCAGCUUUAUGAUCAGAUAAACAUGCGGUGAACGUCCUGAGCCGAAAUUCUUGCAAGUUUUUGGCCAUGCCUAGACUGAAAAGUAAAUAUGAAUAACGAUGACCACGCACAGAAAAUUUCUAGACAGAAAUGAAGAGUCGAAGGUGAAAGAGGUUGACGCGUCAUGCCGUGAAAAAUGGAGUUGGAAAUGGGUUGAAAAGUCUGUCGAUGGGACGCUAGUUAGUGAAUGCAUACGUAAAAUCGCGGAACCCGGAAAAGUUUACUGCAUGUGGUGCGAUUGUGAAAUACAGUACGGGAAAGGUGGAUGGAGAGUACUCCGGCAGCACAUGCAGAAGAAAAAGCACAGAGAAAACGCAGAGCUGAGAAAAACCAACUACAGAAUUUCAGCUGAAGCUGCCCCUUCUACGUCCACCGACACUUCAACGUAUGGCAUGCACCCGUUUUUCAAGCCCAAAGCACAGCCUAGUGCAGCUCCAAUACAAGCCAAGGUACCACUGGUGGAUAGAAAGGCUAACCAGGAAGCCAUGUUAUUAGCGUUCAUGGCUGAGAAGUCACUGCCCUUCACUAUGGCACCUGAUCUUAUUGACUUAUCAAAGGCCUUGUCAAGUGAUCAAAAAGUACUGAAUGAACUUUCUAUGGAUAGGAACACAGCAUCUUAUAAGAUGCGCUUUGGUUUAGCUAAGACUAUGGAAGAUGAGCUUAUAGCUGACUUGCAGAAAAAUAAGUUUUCUAUGAACAUAGAUGAGGCAACCUCCGAUAAUAACAAAAAAGUGUUAUCUGUACUCGUAAGUUAUUUUUCCGACAAGGCAGGGAAGGUAGUAAUCAGACAUUUAGCUUCGAUGAGCCUAACAGUAGUGAAUAGUGAAAAUCUGCGGAACAAAAUGGACAACUUAUUGAAAAGGAACAAUAUUCCAUGGACUAAUUGUGUAUCCAUCUUGAUGGACUCAUGCAAUGUCAUGCGUGGCUGCAAAAGCGGCCUAGAAACUCGCUUACGUGGAAAGCAGGCACCUCACCUUGUGGAUGUUGAUGGCGACACGUGUCACCAUGUGCAUAAUGCAGCCAAACGGUUCUCUAAGGAGUUUGACAAUUACCUUGAAUGUAUGUUUAGUUCCAUAUACACUGAUUUCAAGUGGUCCCCAGACUUGCGUGACUAUUUGGAGGAAUUAUGCAUCAUCCUGGGUAUAAAAUUCACAGUGCCGGAACGGUAUGUCCCAACAAGAUGGUUGAGUGUUUAUGGUGUAGGUGUUGAUACACUGAGACUGUUUGACGUAUUUACUCUAUUUUAUUAUUCGUUCUUGCCAGCCAGUGAUCGUACACACUUUUUACAUCUAUGUGUGGAGAUCUACAUAAGGAAAGGAUUAGGAAGCAAGACACGAGAUGCUGUGAGGGACAUUCAGAGCAAGUUGCGAGUAAAGAACAUGACCAAAGAUGGGGAGAACAGAAAGGACCGUAUAACGACAAAAUUGUUUGUUACCCGUACUUAUACAAAGCUGUUACUCCACUUCUAUGCCAGCGUGUUACCACUUUUGAAGAACUUUGUGCUUUGUUUCCAGAAGAAAGAGACCCAGAUACAUAAACUGCAUGACAAAAUAGUAGACCUGACCAAAACAUUCCUGGCAUGUUACAUCAAGCCAGAAGUGUUACAGCAAAGCGACAAGAAAUUGAAAACAAUGGACGUCACAGAAAAAUCAUCGUUGCUAAUGCUUGAUGACAUAUUUAUAGGGCCAAAAGCUGAAGCUAUUCUAGCAAAAGAGAAGAAGAGGGAAGUGAGACAGGACUUCCUUACAAGGGCCCUAAAUGCCUACACUGCCACAGCAAAGUGCUUGCAAGACAAAUUACCCCUGGCAAACAAAUUUCUUAUGCAUGUGUCUGCUUUGGACCCCUUAGUUCGGGGUCAUACACAAGCACAGAGGUACAUGAAAGCACUUCCCAGUCUCCUGACCAAUGUCCUAAAGGAAGAUGAGCUAGAGAAGUACAUGUUAGAGGUUCAGCACUACAACAUGGCGAAGCUCCCAAAUCCUACUCCUGAAACUAAAAUAGAUGAAUGGUGGGUUGAAAGAGCUUGUCGAUAUCCAACUAUUUGGGUAGUAGUGAAAGCAGUAGUAAGCUGUUUUCACGGACCAUCUGUUGAGAGUUCCUUUAGCAUAAUGGGUAAUGUAAUAACCUCUCAGACUGCCAGCAUCGGUAUCAAGACAUUUGCCUCCAUACAAACUGUCAAGUACACACUGCAAGCUUCACAAAAAUCAGCUGUGCAACAGUUCAAAAGAAAAGACUUACUUCAUGACCCUGUAUCACCUGCCCUCGUAAAAAACAUGAAAACGGCAUAUAAGAGAUAUGCUACUGAACUUGAAGACUUGAAGACAGAAAAGGAAGCUAAAAGAGCAAAGCUGAACUUAAAGAAAAGUAAAGUAGUUGCAAAGAGAAAAGCGAAGGAACUUAAUUUGUUGGCUGCACAAAAAGCAAGAAAUGCACAUAGGGAAGCGAUGAGGAGGAAGCACAAAAAAGCCACCAAGAAGCAGCAACCACAAAAAAAAGCAAAGCACUAAGUACCAAGUAGUCAAGCAAGUGACAGGUAGGUCACUGAUUAGUACAUCAAUAAAAUGUAAUCAUUGUUUUAAAUAA